AUGCCCAGUGAGCAAUUGAUAAUAAUGAUUGAGAAACAAGAACAAGGAAUCAAAACUGAAAAACCAGGAGGAAAAAUGUAUACCAAAAAAAAUGUUGGUAUCUGUUUGCUGAAAGACUCGAAAAAGACCAAAGGAAUUAAAAUGCCAAAAAUAUCUGCUGGUACAAUAAAUACGGAUCGCAUUCCCAAAGUUGACACUAACAUGACAGUACGAAUGCCUAAAGUCUAUUUCAUCAUAAAUUUACAUUAUACGCGUAAAAGUGGAUUGUUCACUAGCAUCUAG
Dentiscutata heterogama is the source of this 282-nucleotide messenger RNA. The record is from the annotation of a GenBank genome assembly. NCBI's taxonomy places the organism in Eukaryota, Fungi, Glomeromycota, Glomeromycetes, Diversisporales, Gigasporaceae.